Messenger RNA from Orcinus orca (killer whale), 7273 nucleotides. RefSeq names its product serine/threonine/tyrosine kinase 1 (gene STYK1). Gene Ontology annotation, molecular function: transmembrane receptor protein tyrosine kinase activity; ATP binding. The record is from RefSeq and is a predicted model, not a curated record. Bases 3460 to 4743 code for a protein of 427 amino acids. Gene Ontology annotation, cellular component: signaling receptor complex. The transcript is spliced from 10 exons. Gene Ontology annotation, biological process: multicellular organism development; protein phosphorylation; cell surface receptor protein tyrosine kinase signaling pathway. NCBI's taxonomy places the organism in Eukaryota, Metazoa, Chordata, Mammalia, Artiodactyla, Delphinidae.
UGUGUUUCCCACAAUCUUUUGGAGACUGUCUUCCUUCUUUCUUUUUUUUUUUAAACUGUGAACUGUUUGUCUUAUUAGCAUUUCCUGAUUGGCAAGCUUAUAAACAUAUUCCACAACCUCUACAAAUACACAUUUUCUCAUUGCAUAAUUUCUUUCGAUGUGGUAUAAGGUGUUUGUCCAGUGAACAGAAACAUCUUCAGUUUUUCUCUAGUAAGAAGAUAAAGUAGUUAAAUGUAGACAUGUUCAGCAAUUAAUCAGACUGUCUUCUUUCUGCCCUCCUCUCUGCAGAGGGCUGUGUGUUAGAAAAGGCUGGAGGCGUGGCAGGACAACAAAAUAGAUCUCCUCACUUAUAGGGGAAACGGAAACGGUCAAAAGAUUUUUAAAGUACCAGAAGCUCCCCCUUAGAAGGAAAAGCCAAGUGGGGUGAAUCACAAAGAUGGGGACUGGUCCCUGGAGAUGCAGUGUGACUGACAACAGUAAAAACAAAGUAUUUGAAACAAGCCCCAAGCAGCACAUACAGGCAUCUUUGGUGUGUCCAUCAGGUAGGAGAAAAUAAAUGGAUCAGAGGCAACUCUGUUUUCAGAGCAGGUGGUGAUUGUAUGUUCUUGGCCUUUCCUUUUUUGUUUUUUGUUUGUAAUAACCCACAGUGCCCAGCGUGUCACUGAUAUUCAAUCACUGAAUAAGGGAGUGGACAGCACUUUGCUGGGAGUUGAUGUUGGGAGGCAGCAAAGGAGCUAAAGAGCCAUUGGCCUUUCCUUCCUAUCAAUAAUCUUUAUUAUGGACUUGGGAAGUUGCUGUUGGUUAGUAAUCCCAGAAAGAGAAGAUAGCCAGCAAGAGAGAAUAUAAUUAUAUAUAUAUUAUUUCCUGACUUUGGAGGUUUGCACGUGGUGGAUGCAGGGUUAUGGAAUCGGGAAUGUGAUAAGUAAAAUGAUCAUUAUAAUAAAAACAAAAUGUCUCGAAUUUGUAUAACACCUCAAAGGGCAUAAAAUGUGUUCAUGUCUGUAAUGAUAUUUAAAAUCUGAUGCUGUCUGUGACGUGAGCACCGCACCUCGUGCCUAGGAGUCCUGGGGCUGCGUGUCUUGCAUUCCAUGUCCUCCCCUACGGAGCAAGCUUUUCAGGAGAAGCCAACAUACAAUUUAGGCUUCCUCAUCUCUACUGCAUAUCACGUAUAUUUCAGGAAUUCUCAAAGAGGUAAAAACUCCUGACAGGUAAAAAUAAGCAAGAAGAGCUGAUAACGCUCUGUCCUGUCGUCAAAAGAUUUUGUUUAAACAUGGUCAGGACUCCAGGCAGCAUGGCAGGGCCUCUCUUUUUAUGGUUCAAAGUGCAUUUCAAGCCUUAGGUCUCUAGGAAGGUGGAAGAGGGUGCAGAUCAGCCCAGUCACAAUCCUUCCAUAUCUGAGAAGUACGGGAGGACGAGGGGUUCUCUCUGGCUACCUCCUCUCCUCUCCGCCUUAUCUGCACCAGGAGAUAUCCCUGGGCAUAAGGUGAGUUAUCUGUGCAAGUCUGAUUCUCUGGGUUUAAAGAGCAAGCCCUUUCAUCUACUUGUCCUCUCACGAGUGCACUGCAGGAGAAAGGUAGAGCCUGAGGCGCUCGGCAGGGCAACUCUAAUGAUUAGGCCAGUGCUCUGUCCGCUGGGGGUUCUGGCCCUUUCCUGAGCCCCGGGCUCACAGUGGAAGAUCGCUAGUGCUGGAAACCAGGCCCUUUUCCCCAAAAUGGAAGAUAGAGAUAGGCUUGGGCUCAGAUCCAGGAAAAUGAAUAGACAAAGAAAAUGAUCCUGGAUUCCAUCACCUGGUGAGUACUGGAAACCAUUUCUGAUUCGACACUCAUAUUCAGAAAGCAUUUUGAAGACAGACAUGCAGAUGUGCCCCUAGGUGACCUCGGAGAAUGCACAGAUUCUACUCACCUGUUCUUUCCAAUUUAUGGUCUAUUUGUUGGUGAAAUUUAGUUUCAGCCUUGUGGUUUCCAUGAUUGUUUUGCAUUCUGACAUAAUUCCUUCUUGACACUAUGUGUCUUGUGCAUUUGAAUGGCAAGGACAUACACGUAAUGAAGUAGUUUAUUAUUUAUUUAUUGGGCUGCAUUGGGUUUUCAUUGCCGCGCACGGGCUUUCUCUAGUUGCAGCGAGCGGAGGCUACACUUCAUUGCGGUGCACGGACUUCUCGUUGCGGUGGCUUCUCUUGUUGAAUGGGCUCUAGGCACGCGGGCUUCAGUAGUUGUGGCUCGCGGGCUCAGUAGUUGUGGCUCAUGAGCUUAGUUUCUCUGUGGCAUGUGGGAUCUUCCCGGAACAGGGCUCGAACCCGUGUCCCCUGCAUUGGCAGGUGGAUUCUUAACCACUGCGUCACCAGGGAAGUCCCAAUGAAGUAGUUUAAAGAACAUUGGGUUUGUAGUUAAAAGACUGAGGUAUGGGAAAUUACCUGGUGCUCCAGUGGUUAGGACUCUGCGCUUUCACUGCUGAGGGUGCGGGUUCAAUCCCUGGUCGGGAAAUUAAGAUCCCGCAAACUGCACGGCCAAAAGAAAGAAAAAAGUCUGGGGUAUGAAACCUUUCUCUGACAUUUAUUUACUUGCCUUUUGUUUUUUUAAAAACCCUAAUUCAGAACUUAAUCUCUCUGAGCCUCAGUUUCCUCCUGUGUGUGAAAGUGGCUAGCCUAGCAUGAUACAUCCACACUGUAGCUCAUCAAUAUAUGUUUAUUGGAUCUGAAAACAGGAAGGACAGCUCGGUUUUCAGAAAGUAAUUCUGGAAUCCUCUAGAUCUGAGCAGUUCUUUUCUAUCUUGCUUCCAACUUAACAUUGUCACUCCAUUAAGUGAAGUUUUUGGCUAGACAGCUCAGGGGUAAGGAUGAUGGGGGAAGAGAAGGGAAGGCUGAGUGACAGAGCCAGGAGGCAGAUGGUCUCUGUCUCGGGGUGCCACCUCCACAUAUUUUAUCUUCCUCACUUUGGGUCUUUGUGUCCUCUGCCCCAUAGCCCACAGCUAAUAACCCCCUUGACCCAGUGCAGUGCCCAGCUAGGCAGCGGGGCAUUUGUCUGUAUGAAGAUAAUAUGGCUGGCAGAUCCACUUGUGCAGAGAUGCAGGUGGUAAGAUUGAGGGUGAGGCAGGCAUAACAGAUUUAAUCACACCUUAUGGGAAUGGGACCAUGUGUCAUACAGUCUUUCGAGGAAUUUCUCACAACACAUAGGCAGACAGAGUACAGGAGAAUGCACCUAAAUUUUUUUUUUUUUUUUUUUUGGCCUCAACCUGUGGCAUGCGUGAUCUUAGUUCCCGGACCAGGGAUGAAACCCCUGCCCCCUGCAGUGGAAGCUUGGAGUCUUAACCACUGGACCACCAGGGAAGUCCCUGCAUCUAAUUUUUAAAGUUCUAUUUGUAGAUGAAUUUUGUUUUUCAGAACAACUCAAUCCUUGGGGAUUAUUCUCUAGUGCUCUUUGCAUCCUCUGAGGGUCAAGCGCUGAACUGGACUGCUGUGUGGCAAUGGGAGAUGAGAGGCGCAUGACGCGGAUGCUGUUGGAAUGCAGUCUCAGUGACAAGUUGUGUAUUGUCCAGGAGCAGCAGUAUGAAAUCAUCAUCAUCCCAACCCUUCUGGUUGGGAUCUUCCUCAUUCUCCUUGGGGUCAUCCUGUGGCUUUUCAUCAGAGAACAAAGAGAGCAACAGCAGUCUCCUGGACUACGAGGUGUUGCCCACGUGCCUGCAUCUAGGGGCCUAAGCUGGGAAGCAGCAAGACCUGAAGGAAGUGUGUUUGUACCGCUUAAGGAGACAUCGGUGGAAAGCCUUCUACGAACUUCCACACAUGCCCUGGCUAAGCUGCAGGUGCCCCGGGAGCACCUCUCUGAAGUUCUGGAGCAAAUCCACAAUGGUAGUUUUGGGACCAUCUACCGAACCAAGAUGUAUACUGGGGACCCUGAUGAGCCCAAGAGUGUUGUCCUCAAGGCUUUAAAAGAACCAGCUGGGCUCCAAGAGGUGCAGGAGUUCUUAGGGCAAAUCCAGUUCUAUCAGUACCUGGGGAAGCACAAGAACCUGGUACAGCUGGAAGGCUGCUGCACAGAAGGGCUGCCGCUCUAUAUGGUGUUGGAGGAUGUGGCCCAGGGGGACCUGCUCAGCUUUCUCUGGACCUGUCGCCGGGAUGUGAUGACCAUGGAUGGCCUUCCGUAUGACCUCACAGAAAAACAAAUAUAUCACAUAGGGAAGCAGGUCCUUUUGGCUGUGGAAUUUCUCCAGGAUAAGCAUCUGUUCCAUGGGUAUGUGGCAGCCAGGAAUAUCCUGAUCCAGUGUGAUCUCACUGCUAAGCUCUGCGGACUGGGCCUGGCUUAUGAAGUCCACUCCCGAGGGGCCAUCUCGUCUACUCGCAUCGUACCUCUCAAGUGGCUCGCCCCAGAACGGCUUCUGCUGAGACCAGCUGGCAUCAAAGGAGACAUCUGGUCUUUUGGGAUACUGCUCUACGAGAUGGUGACUCUAGGGGCACCUCCAUAUCCUGAAAUUCCUCCUACCAGCAUCCUACAGCAUCUCCAAAGAAGGAAAAUCAUGAAGAGACCCAGUAGCUGCACACACACCAUGUACGGUCUCAUGAAGUCCUGCUGGCGUUGGAGUGAGGACAGCCGCCCCUCACUUAGAGAGCUACACUCACGCCUAGAAACUGCCGCUCGAACUGCCAAUGACAAGGCUGUGUUGCAAGUACCAGAAUUGGUGGUGCCUGAAUUGUACGCAGCUGUGGCAGGCGUCAGUGUGGAGAGUCUCUCCUAUAGCUAUAGCAUCCUUUGAAGAUCCUGGGGCAGCACACAUUUUUGGGAGAUCAUAUACUCUUGGAACCAAUUCCUCCAAGAACAGAGACAAGACUUUCUAGUGGGACAUAAAGGGAGGAAUGGGACAUGGAUCCUGCAUCUUCCCCUACACAUUUCCCCAGAAACCUGAAAUGAUGCUAGAUGAGGCUGCACGCAGCAUAUACCCUCGAGACUGAGAAGUACAGUUUCAUUUCUGUUAUCCCAGUACUGAAGAUGCAGGGUAGAUGGGAUGGACCAUGUCAAUGCAAGGCAGGUUUUACAAGUCUGCAGUGUUUGUCGCAGCAUGGCACAGAUAAGCUGGUCCCUCCCACCACAGGCUGGUUUCCUUUGAAACAUGCUUUUAUCUAGACUAUUAUAAGGUCCAGAAAAUUGGAAUCAAAUGAGGGAAGAGAAAGCUGAUAAAGGAGUUGAUGAGAAGAAAAUUGAAGGUUCUACUUGCUCAGGAGUAUAGAUGAGGACCAAGGUCAUCCUUCAGAGAGAAGGGGGAGGAAGGACAUACAGGACUUCAUUCCUGGUCCGUUCAUGCAGGGCUGAAGGAGAACCAUUAAGAAAGACUUCUGAGCUCCCCCUAAGGUGUAUAUAGGAGAAAUAUGGUCCCCUUUGAUCUAAUUCUGAGGUAGGUGAACCCUGUUGGUACUAUUUUAACUAGAAGCUGGCGGGGUCAUUUCAUGAUUAAGAACAUUCAACAUGUACUUUUCAACAGUCUGGCUUCCUGGCCCCUAUGAGACUAGGGAGACUGAGCCCAGAGGGUCGAUUGGGUCGAUGAUGAAUACACUGUGUAUUUAAUAAAUGGGAAAUAUGGAAGUCAAGCAAAAGUGCUUAGUAGGCAAGGACGUCUUUAAAAGGGCUAGAAAAGGAUGUAACCUGAGAUGGAAGGAUGAUAGGUUCCCAUUUUCAAUCAUCCAGUGAUCUUCUGUGAAACUUAUUUCAUUAAAUUCAUAUUUAUUGAGUGAAAGUAGGCUUUUCAGGUUAUACAGUUGCCAAAAUCUCUCCAAGAGGGAGGAUAACAGUAGAUAAAUGAAAGCUAAUGACAACAGAAAAAUUCAAGAGGCAAUCUACGUUGUCAGAAAAGGGAUUCCUCAUGUGUGAAAAGGGGAUGCUACCUACCUCACAGAGUUGUCAUGAGGAUUGAAUGAGAGGAUAUAUUUGUACCGUAUCUGGCACAUACUAUGUGCUCAAUAAAUGUUAAUUUCCUUACUCUCAUCCUUACUAGCCUAGAAUCUUUCAUAUCUUUGUCAUUUAACACCUACGGUGCCCAAGAAGAGAACCUCAGUCUGUCAGUCACACUGCAAGGGAGGACAUGCUUAAAGAUGAUGGGAUGGUACAAAUACCACUCGACUGAAAUGAGGAAGUCGUAAUUUUUGUGUGAGCGUGUGGAUGGUGACAGUCAUCUCCUACUAGUUCAAAAUACUGGAAAUAUCAUGAUAAUGACAGUUCAGUUGAACACGUGGUCUGUGAUUUUAAACAAUACCUUGGAUGCUCUAGAAGGGACAUCCAAGGCUGCUAUAGGAAAAUGACUGGCAGUUGAAAAACUUGCAGAAGUUAGAAUCCUGAUGGAGUCAUGAUGAGUCGCCCAACUGAAUAAUGAUUCUUGCACCUCUAGGAAUACCACAAUGACUAGACAGAAUUUAAAUGCGUGGUAAGCAGCAAUAGAGAGAAGGGAGGAAGAAUGGCUCAGCACAAAAUGAUGAAGUCCUAUGGAAUCUCAUUGUUCUCAGCUGUUCAUUUAAGUCAAAUUUACAAAAUAUUUAUUUAUUUAUUCAACUAUUUUCAAAGAAUAGAGUGUUAAGGACAACUGUGCCAGACACUGUGCUAGGUGUUGGAUAAAAAGAAAUGGAGAGCUUUGGCUUACAGUCUAGAAAGCAAGAGACACUAUAUACACAUUUAUGUGGGUAUUUGUUAAUUACAACUGUGAUAAGUGCUGUGAAGAAAAAGUAUAGGGUAGUAGAAGGGAGUAUAAAAUGGGGACCUCCCUGAAAAAAUGGUAUUUAGACUGAGACCUUAGGGAUGGGUGAGUAAGCCUGACAGUGAGGAGAAGAGACUUCCAGUUGAAGGAUUAUAUAUGUGAAAACUCUGAGGCAAGAAAAAGCUCAGUUUGAGGAACUGCAAGGAGGCUAGUGGGAGGGAGGUAUAGUGAAGUGGGAGGAGAGUGGUGCAUGAUGAAACUGAGCAUUGCUCUUUCACGCUGUAUUUUUUUUUUUUUGCAAGGGAAAUAAUGAAUUCACCUUUACCAAUGAUAUUCAAAGUAGCACUCGACACUCAUCCAUCAGGGGUAAAUUAGGAAUAAUAAAAAUCAACUCUACCAACAGUCUGGGAAUAGAUCAGAUGAUCCAAGAGGGAAUACUUCUCAAAAUCCCCACCAUGUACAAAAAUAGACUCAAUGGAAAAGAGCAGCCUUUAAAAUAUGUAAGAGAAAAAAAUAUUAAUUCUACAAAUAGUUAUUCAUUGUAUACCACACACAAAGCUCAAAGUUAGCUUCUAUGGAAGAAAUAAAGACAAAUCCUGAAUGA